Lathyrus sativus (Indian pea) is the source of this 390-nucleotide messenger RNA. Lineage: Eukaryota; Viridiplantae; Streptophyta; Magnoliopsida; Fabales; Fabaceae. The record is from the annotation of a GenBank genome assembly.
AUGGAUUUGAUAACUAAUGUAAGCGAGUUUGAAGCAAUUGCAAAACAAAAAUUGCCAAAGAUGAUUUAUGACUACUAUGCAUCAGGGGCAGAAGAUGAAUGGACAUUGAAAGAGAACAAAAACGCAUUCUCAAGGAUUCUAUUCAGGCCGCGAAUUCUUAGGGAUGUAAGCAAGAUAGAUUUAACAACAAAUGUGUUAGGAUUUGAUAUAUCAAUGCCUAUCAUGAUUGCUCCUACAGCUAUGCAAAAGAUGGCUAACCCUGAAGGAGAAUAUGCUACUGCUAGGGCAGCAUCAGCUGCUGGCACAAUCAUGACACUAUCCUCGUGGGCUACUUCCAGUGUUGAGGAGGUUGCUUCAACUGGACCCGGCAUUCGCUUUUUCCAACAAUAA